CGUAAGUCAGGGUUGUAUUUUUGUUCCCAAGAAUAUUAAAAAGACAAGAAGACAAUUGAGAAGAGAAGAUUUGUGAGGAUGGUUUAAUACUUUAAAAGUGUGUUUAAAGUUCUCUUGUGUAUAUAUUUCAUCUUUAUUGCGAUUCAUCAGCAAUGUCGAAUUUACCACCUAAUCCUUACAAUAGUAACACUGGGGCACCGUUUACGAACGCAAACCCAGGUCCUUCAUUGUUUAGUCACAGCCAGCAGUUUAAUCAGGCACCGAUAAGCCAAUUACCACCAGGUCAACUGCCACCUGGAUAUUCUGGAAUAAAACAAGAUACAAACUCAAAUAGCCCUCUCCAUGCUUAUCAGAACAGUGGUCUGCAGAAUAUGAACAAUUAUAACCAAAGUGCAAGCAGUUCUCCUGCGUUUAAUAAUCCAGGGGCGGUAAUGCCCCAGACAAGUCUGCAGUCAUCACCAAUGAGGCCACCUAUAAAGCAAACUUCUAUGGCUCCUAGUCCCAAUUUUCAAUCGGCAAGUCCAAGACCAGUUUCUAAUGCUAACCCUUCACCAUUACCUCCUCCAACUAAUUUUCAAGCACAGUCAAGACAAAUUAAUGACAAUGCACCACCUCUCAAUCCUUCUAGUCAAUAUAAUCAGCCUUUUGUGAAUGGACCAUCUAUUGUUUCAUCUCAGCGCCCUGUAUCUCAGUCUCAGAUCCCAUAUUCUGCACCAUCAAGUACCUUUAAUACUGCACCUAAUGGUAAUAGAUCUCCCGCCAAUUUUGGGCCACCCCCUAUAAAUUCAGCUUAUGGGCCGCCUACAUCAAUACCUCCAGCAUCAUUAGCAAAUCAACCAAUUUCGGGACCACCAAGAAAUGGCCCUCAGUUAACUGGACCUAAUACAACAAGACCUCCACAAUUAGCUACUUCAACUGGUCCUUCUCUACAACCUGGCUGGCCAGUGGGAUUUAAUGGUCCUAAUUUUGGUCCACAACCAGGACCUCCUUCUGGGCCUCCAAGUGUUGUACCUGGAGGUGAUCUGGGAAAAAUGGCUCCUGUUAGCGGUCCCCUCACAGGACCUCUGAUGAGUGCUGGUUCUAUACAAUCAAAUCCUGGCCCUUAUAAAAAUGGACCUUCAGGUCUUAGUCAACCAGUGGGCUUUCCUGUUCCUCCUAGUAGUCAGGCCAUAUCACAACAUAACUCUACUGGUCCAUUAAAUUUACCACCAAGAUCCCAAGGUCUACCUUCUGGCCCCCAUAGUUUGCCACCAAUGGGAAAUCCAAUGGUUCCUCCGUCAAUUGGACCACCAGGUUUCCCAAGUAUUCCACCUGGUUUCUCGGGAGGACCACCUGGUCUCCCUACUGGACCGCCUGGUCCCCUUAAUGGACCACCUGGUCUUCCUACUGGACCGCCAGGUCCCCCAACAGGACCUUCAGGUCUCCCAAGUGGACCUACAGGUCUCCCAAGUGGACCUCCAAGUCUUCCCACUGGACCUCCGGGUCUUCCAUGUGGACCUACUGGUCUCCCAAGUGGACCUCCCAGUCUCCCCACUGGACCUCCCGGUCUCCCAAGUGGACCUACUGGUCUCCCAAGUGGACUAGCCAAGGGUAAUAUGCAGAGUCGGUAUCCUCAGAUGCAACAGACUAAUUAUAUCAAUCAGCAACCAAUGCCAGCACAACAUAACAUAGGACGACAACCAAUACAACAAUAUGGCGCACAAGGAUUAACCCAGCAAAUGGGUCAGUUGAGUGUGACAAAACAGGGUUAUGAUCAACUAUGGGGCCACCAGAUGAUAGAUCUCCUACAGUGCAGACAAGUUUUACCUGAUUAUCCAGAGGAUCCACCAGAGAUACGACUUGGGCCUCAGUUUGCUGAAUCAUCUAACUGCAGUCCAGACAUCUUCAGGUGUACGAUAAACCGUAUACCUGAAACAAAUAAACUAUUGGAAAAGUCGCGGUUGCCACUAGGAAUAUUGAUUCAUCCCUUCAAAGAUUUGAAUCACUUGCCUGUGAUUCAGUGUUCUACAAUAGUUCGGUGUCGCGCGUGCCGCACCUAUAUCAACCCCUUCGUGUAUUUUGUUGAUUCGAAACGAUGGAAGUGCAACCUCUGCUAUAGAGUCAAUGAUUUGCCCGAAGAAUUCCAAUACGAUCCAGUGAGUAAAUCAUAUGGGGACCCGUGUCGGCGUCCGGAGAUCAAGUCCGCCACGAUAGAGUUCAUAGCGCCCAGCGAGUACAUGCUGAGGCCGCCGCAGCCUGCCGUCUACCUGUUCCUCUUGGACGUGUCUCAACUUGCACGAGAAUCAGGCUACCUGCAGGUAGUAUGUGACACGCUGAAGAAUAACUUAGAGCAGCUGCCCGGCGAUGCCCGCACACAAGUAGGCUUCAUCUGUUUCGACGCACACAUACACUUUUACUUCAUGAGCGACGGCCUCACGCGGCCCAAGGAGAUGACUGUUUUAGACAUUGAUGACGUGUUCCUGCCGUCUCCCGAGUCGCUGCUGGUGAACUUGGGCGAGCGGCGUGAGCUCAUCAAGGAGUUGCUGACUGUACUACCACAGCGGCACUCCACUCCUGGAGUGGCAGCUUCAGCGCUCGGUGCAGCGCUGCAGGCAGCCUACAAGCUGAUGGCUCCAACUGGAGGUCGCAUCACUGUAUUCCAAACUUGUCUUCCUAACAUUGGACCUGGAGCAUUACAAUCACGCGAGGAUCCGAACGCGCGGUCCGCGAAGGAGGUGGCGCACUUGAGUCCGGCGACCGACUUCUACAAGCGACUGGCGCUCGACUGCAGCGGCGCGCAGGUGGCCGUCGAUCUCUUCCUCCUCAACUCGCAGUAUGCGGACCUUGCCACGCUUAGCGGCAUGAGCAAAUUCAGCGCGGGCUCGGUGUACCAGGUGGCGAUGUUCCGGGGCGACCGCACGUGGCAGGCGGCCGGGCUGGUGCGACAACUCACGCGCUACCUCACCAGAAAGAUCGGCUUCGAGGCCGUCAUGAGGGUCCGCUGCACCAGGGGUAUAUCGAUCCACACAUUCCAUGGCAAUUUCUUCGUGCGCUCAACGGAUCUGUUAUCUCUACCGAAUGUAUCACCUGACGCCGGCUUUGGAAUGCAGCUCAGUAUUGAGGAGUCACUUGCUGAUCUCCAACAGGUCUGCUUUCAGGCUGCCCUACUGUAUACUAGUAGUAAAGGAGAGAGACGUAUUCGCGUGCAUACCCUGGCGUUGCCGCUAGCGAGUAAUCUACCCGAUGUGUUGCACUCUGCCGACCAGGCCUGCAUCAUAGGUCUACUGGCCAAGAUGGCCGUGGACCGGUGCGUGAGCGCGAGCAUGUCGGAGGCGAAGGAGGCGCUCAUCAACGUGGCCGUGGACGCGCUGUCGGCGCACCGCCUCGCGCAGAACCUGCCGCCCGGCGCCGCCAGCCCCGCCCUGCACGCGCCCGCCGCGCUGCGCCUGCUGCCGCUGUACCUGCUGGCGCUGCUCAAGCGGAAAGCAUUCCGCACGGGCGUCUCGACAAGGCUGGACGAGCGCGUGUCGGACAUGUGCGACAUGAAAACGAUGCCGUUGUCGCAGCUGCUGCGCGCUGUGUACCCCGACCUGUAUGCGCUGCAUACGCUACACGAGUACUUGGACCCCAAAGAUCCCUACGACCCUCACGACAUCUGCGAUAUGCCAGCUGUGGAUGAAGAUCCAGCACCGGAUCCGCCGCGGAUGCAUCUCACCGCUGAAAGGAUAAACUCUAACGGCGCGUACCUGCUGGACGACGGCGAGACGAUGAUCGUGUACGUGGGACACGCGGUGGGCGGCGGAUACCUCUCGGAGACGUUCGGUGUGACCGCGCACAGCCAGCUGGCGGACGAGGCGCGCAGCCUGCCGCGGCUGCCCACGCGCGGCAGUGCGCUGCUGCACGCCUUCAUCGACCGCCUCAACGAGGAGCGGCCCUACGCGGCCGGCGUGCUCGUCCUGAGGGACAAUUCACCAACCCGUUCGUUAUUCACGGACCGACUACUAGACGACCGCGUUGAGUCCGCUUUCUCCUACUACGAGUUCUUACAGCACGUGAAAACCCAAGUGAAAUGAGUGUCGAGUGAUAAGCCAGUGACUUUUAUAACGGACUCGCCCACUCAGCGGCUCGAGGUGACAAACAGACGGUAGUGAAGACUCGACGCCACAUAUGUGUCACUGCCCUAGGUUUGAUAAGUAAUUUACGAGUUGUGUUGUACGCUUAUUGAUAAAUUCCAAAAUUAUAAAUUAUGAAAAUUCAACCUUAUACAAAAGUCGAUUUUUCUAAAUUAUUAUUUUUUGGGUUAAAGCAGUUUAUUUAUUUAUUGAGCGUUCGAUGUACUCUACGAUACAGUUCGAAAAUAAUAUAUUUACGCAAUUAUAAAAAGUUUACUACCAUGUAAAUAGUUUAUUUAUAUACACUAGUUGUUACCCGCAACUUUAUACCCAUAGCAAUAGUACUCAAUUUACUAUCUAUUUUGAAAAUUGUAGGUUAAAUUAUUCUAUGUCAUUCUUCAAGAUUCAAACUAUCGCUGCACGAAAAUUCAAUACAAAUGGUUUAUUAGUUUAGGAGUUAAUAUGUAACAGACCCUUAGUAAUAUUAGUAAAUGCUAGCUGAGCCAACGCCCUCGUCCAAUGAAUUUGAAAUGAAGCAAAGACUAAAUUUUAAGCGAAAUAUAUGAUACAUUAGUGAAAACUACACUCAAGUCGGUUAAGUCAUUUCUGAGAUAAGCGCGCACAAAGAAACAGAUGAAAAAUAUAAAAAUCAUUU
Molecule: messenger RNA, 4746 nt
Organism: Achroia grisella
Lineage: Eukaryota; Metazoa; Arthropoda; Insecta; Lepidoptera; Pyralidae
Gene: Sec24AB
Product: protein transport protein Sec24A
Exons: 16
Coding region: 153-4052 (1299 amino acids)
Biological process (GO): intracellular protein transport; endoplasmic reticulum to Golgi vesicle-mediated transport; COPII-coated vesicle cargo loading
Cellular component (GO): COPII vesicle coat; endoplasmic reticulum exit site
Molecular function (GO): SNARE binding; zinc ion binding
Source: RefSeq, a predicted model, not a curated record